Molecule: messenger RNA, 3233 nt
Organism: Lepidothrix coronata (blue-crowned manakin)
Lineage: Eukaryota; Metazoa; Chordata; Aves; Passeriformes; Pipridae
Gene: KLHL34
Product: kelch like family member 34
Exons: 1
Coding region: 836-2623 (595 amino acids)
Molecular function (GO): protein binding
Source: RefSeq, a predicted model, not a curated record
UGGCUCCUGGGCAAGGGGGAUGAGGGAAUGAGCCUGUGGCUAUUCUGGUAGCUGUGAGUUACGGAGGUGUCACGUGAAGCAGAGAGCCCAGAAAUGCAUGUCAAAUCGAACCAGUGACUAAUCACGGUAUUUUGGUUGUCUUAUUGCCUGCCGGAGAGAGAUUUAUGGGCUUAGAAAAUGCUGCCAUAAUAAUCCCUGGGCACUGAUUUGAUCUUCAGCUGAGGCUUCCCAAGACACUGUGGAAAGAGAACGAAAAGGGAGCUCCUGUCCUAGGGGUGACGAGGUCUAAGCUGGCUGGAGCUUGAAACACAAACAAGAGGAGAAAAGCCACCACUCUCUUCUCAUCUGUGUCUGCUCAGAGCCACGUGCUGGCAGCCGGAGAGGAUCAAUUUGAUCUGCCUGUGGAGCAAGAAGGGUCGGGGGCCACAGCUGAGCAGACACGAAGGGCCAUUUAUUGGGAUUGUCAUCUAGCUCCCUCAUCUGUCACCUGAUGGCCAGCCAAGAAAGUGCUCAGCACAACCACGGACUCUUCAUCCUUGCACAAGUUGUGGAGGCGAGAACAGUAAGCAUCCUACAGCUGUUAUAACAUUCAGCUGGUUUUUUUAUAAAGGAAUGCAUUGAAUUCACUACAAAUCUACUAACUGUCCCUCUAUGCCAGGCAAGAGACUGAGUUUUUUGUUUUUGUUUUGGUUUUUUUUUAUUUGAUUGGGCUUUUCUCUAGCAGCUGGAGGUCUGCUGGGCAUUCAAGCAAUGGCUGUUGAGUAAGGCAGCUGCUUCAAUAUCUAAUUGAAUUUUAGCUCUAAUAACUCAAGGGGAAAGCAUUGCAUUUUCUACCAUGAGCUACUUCCUGUCCUACUGUAAAGCACACUGCACCACUGUGCUUGCCCAGUACCAGAGCCUGAGAUCAGAGGGCUUUCUGUGUGAUAUUUUGCUGAAAGUGAAAGAAAACGAGUUCCCUGCACACAAGUCCUUGUUGGCAUGCUCCAGCGACUACUUCCGAGCCAUGUUCAAAAGCUAUACCCAAGAGUCUAAAGCCAGUGUCAUUCAUCUGCAAGUUGUCUCACCUACUGGUCUCCAGCACAUCCUGGAUUUCAUCUACACGUCCUUGCUGCCCCUUUCCUUUGAAAGCCUGGAGGACACUUUGGAAGCUGCAAGCUACUUGCAAGUGACGGAUGCUAUCAGUUUGUGCAAUCAGUACUUAAUCAACAAUCUUGCCUUGGAAAACUGCUGCUUCUCUGCCAAUGUGGCCAGGAAGUUCUAUCUGCCAGAUGCCUUAGCAGCAACAGAAAAAUACAUUAUCAAUAAUGUCUGGAAGCUGCUGGACUUGGAUUUGUCAGGACUUCUUGAGCUGAACUUCAAGUCUUUACUAGCAGUGAUUCAAUCACCAGAUCUCCCCAUGGUGAAAGAAAGCCGCCUGUUGAAUCUUGUGCUGCUGUGGCUGAAGCAGGAUAAAUCCAGACUGGAUCAUGCAAGCAGCCUUUUAGAGCACAUAAGAUAUGGUCUCGUCCCAGUGGAAGAGCUGAGAAAAACCUACACGCAGUCAGAAGUGUCCCUCUCAGCAGGUAUUAAGUGCUUGAUCAUUAAAGCAAUAAAUUAUCACACAUCUGUAUUCAAACAGCCUGUCCUGCAGGAUAAGUCCACUGUGCUGAGGAACCAGAAAACUAGGAUCAUUCUGUUGGGGGGAGGGACAGCAAGUGAGGGGCUUGUCACUGAUGUGGUGGCCUUUGAUGUUUACAAUCACAAGUGGCGAACUCUCACACAGCUGCAGGACAGGGUGCAGAACCACAGUGUGUGCGUGGUGGGGAACUUCCUCUAUAUCUUGGGUGGGGAAAUAGAAAACGGUUCCCUGGGUGACGCUAAAACUGAAAAGAUCUUAUUGGUUACGAACAAAGUCCAUCGUUAUGAUCCAAGAUUUAACACGUGGACUCAAAUCACAGGCAUGCUGGAAAAGAGAUGCCAGUUUUCUUGUUGUGUCUUAGGCAAGGACAUCUUUGCCAUUGGUGGAAGGGGUGAAGAUGGAUCUCUGCAUUCAUCUGUGGAAGUCUAUGAUAUCAGCAGGGACAGGUGGACGAAGGCCAGGGAAUUGCCAUGCAAGAUACAUGGCCAUGCCAGUGCUGUUUGCAAGAACACUAUAUACAUCUCUGGGGGCAAGUACUCAGCCCCAGCCAGCACAAGCAAUGAUGUAUAUUCUCUGAGCUCACUUGAAGGGCAGUGGAUGAAACGAGCCCCAAUGAGCAUUGCUCGGUUUGGGCAUCAGAUGGCAACAAUCAGGGAAUCCAUAUUCACCUUUUUAGGAUUAUAUGAACCAUUCUCUGAAAUAGAAAGGUACGACCCUGACCAAAACCAAUGGACCCGGUUAAGACCACUGGUCUAUGAUCGAUUUUCCUAUGGCCUGGCAGUGGUAGAGGAAACGGCUCUUCUUAUUGGGGGAAAGAAAUGGCAAAACUCACUGGAAGUCUCCACGCAAGACGUGGUUGGCUACGACAUUGACAACGAUGGCUGGGAGGAGAUCUGCAAAGCCCCUCUGCCUUGGUGUGGGCUGCAGUGUGCCGUGCUCCAGCUCCCUGAGACGGCUGAUGAGCAGGACAGUGACUGCCAGCACAAGAAGCUGCCCAACUGCUGAACUCACAACACUGAGGAACGUCCAUCCCAGGAGAUGAGCAAGCGGGGCGGUCCUGGAGAAGAAAACUGCAGUGGCACUGAAUGGGAGAAAGUGGAAUUUUUGCUUGGAUGAGCCAAAUGCUCGGUGGAAACAGGCAAGAAAAUCUGGCUCCAGGACAGAAAACACUGCUAGGAUUUAUAGAGCCAGAAGCUGAUCUCACUGAGCAGGGAUGUAGCAAGCAGCAUAUUUAGAGGCGAUCAGUGAGAAUCAUAAUCCUUGACUUUUGAAGAGUAAUACCUAGAUAGAAAUUAGUAGGUGUUGCAAGUCAUAUUUUAAAUAUAUUAAAAAAUAUAAUCCAACUUUUCUGUUUUCUUAAUCAGAGGUAAUUUUCCCAGUUGGUAAAGUGCUAUUGAGCUUUUAUGCUAUGGCUAAGCAAAAUGAAAGCGAGCUGUAUAAAGACUAGAAAAUUGAUGCCUACAAGAAUUAGUAGCCAAGGAAAAGGUAUUAUUUGAUAUGCUACAUAGUAGGCAAGAAUGUCUUCACUAACCAGCAGGAAAUUACUAGACAGAAAGCGUGGAUUUUUUGCUAUGUGGACUCAGUUACAGCCAUAAGUUAAAACAGUGUUUGUUUG